AUGGACCGCGAUGAACCGAACAAGAGCACGACGGAAAAUACGUCGUACGUCAAGCUGUCCUCGCAGAGCGCAGUGCUGGGCGCCGAUUCGAUCGACGCAGCACACACCCUAAGAGCGCAGAGAUCGCAUGACAGCAGUGAGGACCAAUUAUUAUCCGCCCACCACCUUCCACCCCUCCCAUGGAAGAUCACUAUCGCGAUCGCCUUGCGCCGCUUCUGGCGCUGGUUUCUGACCCCUAUCGGGUUCUUGGUGACCAUCUACGGUCUGAAUGUCGUCGCCUGGGGAGGGAUGCUUUUCCUGCUGAUCUGCAAUGCCGCCCCGGCCAUGUGCCAUCCCAGCUGCAACGACAUCAACUCGCCGCGCCGCAUCUGGAUCGAGAUCGACUCGCAGAUCCUGAACGCGCUCUUCUGCGUCACUGGAUUUGGGCUGGCCCCGUGGCGCUUCCGCGACCUGUACUGGUGGGUGGUCUGGCGCUGCGGCAGGACCGACGAGGCACGCAGCGUAGGCAUCCGACGACUGGCGGGCAUCCAUCGCGGAUGGUAUCGCUUGCCGGGCAGCGACUCCCUAGCAGGCUCAGAUUCUCUCGACAGCAACAACCCCGCCGUUCCCAUCCCGCCGAGCAGAAUGCCCGACCCGCCGCUUACAGGCGUCUACGCGCCGCCGACGAAGCCGUGGAAGAUGAGCUUUCUCAUCUGGUGCAACAUCUGGAACACCAUCUUUCAGGCGUGUCUGGCCGGGUGCAUGUGGGGGUUGAACCGGUAUAACCGACCCAGCUGGACGACGGGCCUGUUCAUCGCGCUGGCCUUUAUCGUGGCGGGCAUGGCCGGCUGGACCGAGUUCAGCGAGGGCCGGCGCGUGAAGAAGAUCGAGGGAGCGCCCAUGUCGGAAGAGGAGAGGCGUGCGAGAGCCCAAAUGUCGGAGAAGCAGCGGCAGCUAGAAAUGCAUGAGCCAUGCUGA
Molecule: messenger RNA, 957 nt
Organism: Rasamsonia emersonii CBS 393.64
Lineage: Eukaryota; Fungi; Ascomycota; Eurotiomycetes; Eurotiales; Trichocomaceae
Exons: 2
Coding region: 1-957 (318 amino acids)
Source: RefSeq, a predicted model, not a curated record